This is a messenger RNA of Leptopilina heterotoma, 2901 nucleotides long. RefSeq lists its product as uncharacterized. The transcript has 5 exons. The coding region runs from base 609 to 2750 and encodes 713 amino acids. NCBI's taxonomy places the organism in Eukaryota, Metazoa, Arthropoda, Insecta, Hymenoptera, Figitidae. The record is from RefSeq and is a predicted model, not a curated record.
ACCAGCUUCACAGUCAGCAGCAGCAGUUGGCGUCGGUCUUUGGUCAAGUUAAUUAGUUGAGUGUUUUAUCUUUUACAAUAAAAAAAACCUUUUAUCUAUUAAUUGAAAAAAGCAUCAUGUUUUCGACGUGCCUAAAAAAUGUAUUACAUUGUGUGCUGGAUAUGUUUUAAAAUUUCAGAAGAAUUUAUUCAACUAAAAAUGAAGGAUACAUAAAACAGAAAUUUUUAUUGGAUUAUUUAUGGUUCUUAACAUAGAGAGAGAGAGAGAGAGAGAGAGAGAGAGAGAUGUAUGCUGACGAGAAUGCCGUUAUGAGUUAAAAGUUGAAGUUCAAAAGGCGCGCGCGCGGUGUAGCUUUCGAUAAUGAAGUUCAACUCAUCAAGAGGGCCACCACCACCUGCUGUUGAUAAUAUAAAAAGAGUCUGAGGGGAAUGAGAGAAUAUGGAAUCUAAUAAUGAUCCAGACUGUUCAAAUGCAUUUAUUGAUAAAAUGAAGAAGAAGAAGAAGGAUGAGGAGAUGAAGAGAAAAAAGCACUAAAAACAAAAUCGCCAGCUUGUUGUGAAAGCCAUUGUUGGAAGCCCGUUGGGAGCUGAAGCCAUCGCGCGCGAACGAUGGCGGCGACCGACGGGCAAAUUAUUGUAGCUGCGGCUCGUUGGUCGGAUGAAGCAACAUAUCUGCGUGAGUUUGUAUCCAAAUAUCGUUUACCAACUGUGAUAAAAAUCACUAAAGGACAAUAUGGAGGUUUGGGUGUACCUACACUGCCAGCACCAAGUUUACAAAGUACAGCGCUUUUGUUGUCAGCCGGUCGUCGACGGAAAAUAGUAGCUCAAGCUGUUAAAAUAAAAGAAGGUCGACGUGUUAUAGGAGUUGGUCCCAGAUUAGCAAUACCAGAUUCUUAUCAGGGAUAUUUUGAAAUUUUAAGCGAAGAAGGUAGAGCAGUACGAGGCAUCGAGUCCGUUAAUGAAUUGUCACGCAAAUGUCCAGAGGAGGGAGCAUUGGUGCGAGAAACAAUAAGAGGCAUUGCUUGUAAAAUUGAGGACGAAACUAUCAUUGUUGCAGAAGGAAGCAAAACAAUUAUUACAGGUGAAACAUUGUCAGUUGCUGGAGAGGUAACAAUACCUGGUCGAGGAAAAUUUUUACGGUGCGUCGAUUCACAUGGCGAUAGUGUAUUAUUUAGUAUGGAGCAACGGUGUCGUUUUAGCGCAUUGGCUCGUGAAGACAAUAUUAGUGGCGUUCAUACAGCUAAAGCGCUUUUAAGUAAACGAUUACCACUGACUGUCAGACUAGUCCAUGGCCAACCACCAAGAGGUCUUAAAUCUUCUUCGCAUUUUCUCCCCGAAUUAAGACUACUUUCUACUUUUGAGGAAGAACAUGUGUUUGCUCUACCGCUACAGAGUCAUAGUAGAGGAGGUGAAAACGCUGUAGCUUUGCCAUUGGCAGCACCACUUAAAUUGGUUAAAUCGAGAAAUGAAGAAGCUCUCAAGGUAAUGCCUGAAUUGACCAGGUUGGUCGAUCGAGCUACACGUCUUGUUGCUGAUGUUGCUGACAAGGCUCAUGUUUUAGAUGGUCGUUUAGGUGAUGGCAAAUCAAGACAGUCAAGAAAUAAUGGUUUUCUUCGUAGAUCCUCCAGUUCAGAUAGUGCUACCAAUAAUAAUAAUCAUCAUCAUCAUCAACAUCAUCAUCAUCAUCACCAUAAACAUAAUCAUCAUCAACAACAGCAACAACAACAACAACAUCAUCAUCACCACUAUCAUUAUUACCAAUCUCAUCAAACAACAACAACCAGCAAUCCUGCUACAACAUGUUAUCGAGAUGAAAAUCGAGUUCCUAUUCCUACUACUGAAGAAUACGAUGAGAUUGAUCAAAUAUAUGAUUAUGUUAGAGGCUUUGCACCGUUACCAAAAAGUGUUGGAUCAUCCUACAAGAGUCAACAACAACAACAACAACAAAUACGUUGCAAUGCUCCAUCAUCUGCAACAACAACAACAACAACAACAACAUGUCCUUCUCCACCAUUAUUAACGCUACAACAUUCUCCUUCACCACCACCUCCUCCUCCUUUACAUAAUUCUACUUCCAUUGCUUCUGCUGCUGCUGCUCUUACUCCAUUGCCAACUUUUACUUCCGCUCUUGCUCCUAAUCCAAUCACUGUAACGAUUGCAUCAUCAUCAUCAUCAACACUACCAUCACCAAUAAUAGUGGAUGAUCGACCGGAACCACCACCCAUUGAAACAAUACCGACUAAAAUUAAUAGAAAUCACGCUGAGAAAAGAACAAGGCGAACAGAAGCACAACCACCAAUACCCAGAGUGGAAAAACCUCCUUUGGCCAAGCUUUAUAUUAAAAAUGGUACACAAAGAGGUGGUCGCCCACUUUUAAAGAGUAAUUCCCCGAUUAAAGAAACAACAUUACCAAGUUUUAAAAGUGGCUCACCUCUUUUUAACAUUCGAUAUAAGAGUUUAACAAAUCUUCAACAAGCAAUGGAACUAGAUGGAACUCUCGACUCGAGUCAUUCUGGUGGACGUACUUCUGGAGAUUCUGGAGCUAAACUUCCAGAGAAAAGGUCACGUCGUCUAAGUAGACCACGCUCUCUUACAAACCUUGUAUGGGAACUUCGAAGCGGAAAUAAUUGUGCCAGAACUGAAACAUCAUUAUCAAAUAAUAUUGCUUCAUUAAUUCCGCCAUCUAAAUGUGGACAACGUCUCGCUGUUACUGUUAUGUCACCCAGACGUAUUGGUACUCUAUAUCUUUAAUUUGUAAGUUUGUCCGUUCGAUAUUAUAUAACAUAAAGAAACAUUAUUAUAGUUGACAUGAUGAGUAGAUUUUAUAAACUUGAUGAGAAAAAGUUGAAAAAAAUGACAAGUCACGAAUACAAAAUAAUAUAUUUUUAGACUUUUUAAGAAA